Mizuhopecten yessoensis (Yesso scallop) is the source of this 8544-nucleotide messenger RNA. RefSeq names its product serine-aspartate repeat-containing protein F-like. Bases 134 to 3550 code for a protein of 1138 amino acids. NCBI's taxonomy places the organism in Eukaryota, Metazoa, Mollusca, Bivalvia, Pectinida, Pectinidae. The transcript has 7 exons. The record is from RefSeq and is a predicted model, not a curated record.
AUUGAUACAGCAUACAUUGAAGACUUUGGAUUUUACCAUUAUUACAUGAUAUAUAUAGUGAAUUUAGCCAGAUGUGAGUGCUAGUACUGUGAAGUUAUGUAAUUAGAUACCAGAUACUACAUACCAUUGAGCAAUGAAGGUGAAGAUGAACCCAGUACUACCAUUCCUAAGUAGAUAUAAACCUAUCCAGCUGUAUAGCCACACAGACAUUGAUCCAACAUGUAUCAGUACAGCGAGUAAACUUCCGUCCAAUGGCCUCGCCCCCAUUGAUGAAGACGAUGAUGUCUUCGUAGAAAAAGGAUCCACUAAGGACCGAAAGAAGAUGAAGCUAUUUUCGAAGAGAAAACCAGCAUCGUUUAUUUCUGGGUUAAGCUUUCGUAAAAACAAGAAGUUAUCUCACUACAACAAGGGAAUAGGGCCUCUGUCUGAAGACAGUCUACUGGUGACACCAUGCGAUGGUGACAGUGCAAGUAUCAGGAGCAGUGUGUCAAGUUUGGAGGAACAGCUGUCUGAUCAGCGUACAGACAGUGUAGAUAGUGGAAUCGACUGUCUCCACCCAGCGUUUAUGUCGGGAGCAAAUCUUUCGUGUGGAAAAAGAACUUCUGCAGCAUCCCCGCUUUCGUCUACAUCAUCCCUCCCGUCAGCAUCAACAUCGAAACUAGCAAGUGAUCAGCCAUCGAAUCCUAAGAUGCAGAAACGUCAUUCCCAAAGCAAUGUUAUUUACCAUUCCCAUAGCAACACAGGUCAAAGGUCACGAGGUAAAGGUAGGGCUCCUAUAGCUUCACCCGAGGACGAUUCUUUGUUGGAUAAUCCUGAGCAGGAUUAUGAUUCAGACUCUGAUACAGAUCUUCGCUCUCCUCCUCGCAAGUCUGACGUUUCUGUAAAGGACAGUAACUGUGCACACAAUAGCUCUGCCUCUUCGUUCCACACCCUCAGUGACUGCUCUUCAUGUGAUUAUGAUACAGACAGUGAUUCAGAGUCGUCGUCUUCUUGUAGCUCUGAUGGACGGCAUUGUUGCUUGGAUAGGUCCACAGAGUCGGACAGUGAUACAGACUCCGAUACCAGCCAAUGCUCUGCAUAUUAUGUUCCCCCCAAGUGCUAUACUGAUUCCUUUUCAUCCCAGGGUGGUUCUUUGACUGGGCGACAAGAACGCAUCCCUGUCAGUAAAGGAAGCAAGUUACCUUUUAAUUCUGUACAUACAAAUUGUGUAAAUACCAGCAAGAGUGUUGCAAAACAAGACAGUUUUACAAAUCAUAGAUCUCGGACUGAAAAGGCACCGCUUUCCUUCUUGCGCAGACGGAAAGACAAGAAGUCCUCCAAAGCUAGUAAAAAAGCUGAAAAGUCUUUUAACAUUAGUCAAAUUGGUGAAAAGUUGUUCAACAGUAGCCGGAUGGAGGGCAAGCUAACCAACAAAAGUUGGACAGAGGACAAAACUUACAACAAUAAAAGGAAAUCUACUGGUGAAAAGUUGUUCAACAGUAGUUACACCUUCAAUACUAGUCAAACAGAGAAUAAGUCUAUCAACAGCAGCAGUAGAUCAUUGAACAGCAGUAGUCUUUCUAGAAACAGUACUGGUCGGGAUGUUAGCAGAAAUGGCCGAUCGUUGAACGGCAGUAGUCUAUCUAGAAACAGUACUGGUCGGGAUGUUAACAGAAAUGGUCAAUCUUUGAACAGCAGUAGUAGAUCGUUGAACAGUAGUAGAACUUUGGACGUCAGUGGUCGAUCAUUGAACAACAGUGGUAGAUCGUUAAACAGCAGUAGUAGAACUUUGGAUGUCAGUGGUCGAUCAUUGAACAGCAGUAGUAGAUCGUUGAACAGUAGUAGAACUUUGGACGUCAGUGGUCGAUCAUUGAACAGCAGUAGUAGAACUUUGGAUGUCGGUGGUCGAUCAUUUAACACCAGUAGUAGAACUUUGGAUGUCGGUGGUCGAUCAUUGAACAGCAGUAGUAGAUCGUUGAACAGCAGUGGUCAUAGUAGGAAGAGUAGAAGUCAGUCCAUGAAUGAUGGCAGGUUAGUGAAAAGCAGUGGAAAUAGUGUUGUGAUGGAAAAUCCUCAUGUGCUGGUCAACCCUAGUCCAAAGUAUGUUACAAGUCAAGCUGACCACAGCAUCACAGCGACACCUGUCAGAGAGUCCACAUCUAAUCUGACGGUCAACAGUCGCAGUGCGUUUAGUCGUUGGAACACGCCAGGCUCUUUGCCACGGACACGUAUAUCCUACGUUGAUGGAGGCAAUUUUGACUUAACCUCGGAGGAACCUAUUUACCAUGAGAUUGACGAUAUAAACGUGACAGACAGUGUCUCUGACCAUUAUGUAAAUAUGAGAAACACAAAUGAUGCUCAGAUGUCCAGUUUUGGAUAUGUACAGAUGUGUGCAGCGAGAAACAUGGAACCAGUUUCCGGGGAUCUUAGUCAAACAAUGAGCAGCAGUGAUGAUGGACUUUAUGUUCAGAAUGAAUCUAGUCAAAGGUCAGAUGUAUUGGACAGUUCAGUUCAUGUUUGUGAUCAACAGGUUUGUGAUCAACAUAGUCAGCUUCCCCUAAACACUUGUGAUAAUAAUAAUGAUAACUUUGCCGACUUGAAGGAUUCACCAAAUAUAACAUUACCGCUAGACACAUCAAAGAGUAUCGUUGAUGUCCGCCGUGCCAUGAAAAAGACUGCAUUCUGGGUAGAAAAUGCUACAUACGAUAGCACAUGUGGGUCAGAGGAUGGGUCCCCUUCCUCGCUCCUGAAGGACAAGAAAACAGUGAGCGAAAUGGACCUGUGUAAUCAGAUUAUAGAUAUUUACUUUGGUGAAGACAGUGAUUCGUCUUUGUCUUCGUCCUGCCUGGAGAAUUCUCUUGACCAGGAUUCCUCCCUGUCUUUUGGUACCGAUGAGAACGCCUCUCCUGACGAAUUUACGACAGUGCUGACAAGUCCCCAGACCAUUGAGACCAAUGUUGACGACUACUCGGUGGCGACCUUUGUAUCGGAGCCUUAUCAAACAUCUAAGGCAAGGACAAGAAAGAUCAGAAAUGAUGGUGAUGACCUUGAUGAUGGUGCACAACAAGACCAGAAGGUCAGGACUGCAGACACAAUCAACACAAAGCAUCGUCAACUUGAAAACACUAUCCUCAAAGAAAAGAUUGAAAAUAUCAAAACACCAAAGAAGUCAGAAAAGACGAAAUCUGCUGAAGCUACAAGUGUCUCCAGGGUGUUCUGUGAUAGCCGACCUCCAUCACUACUGUCAGAACAUGAGGUUGACACCAUUACAAAGCUACACACUAUCUGUAAUAGCCAGAGGAAAGUGAGCUACGUGGAUGUCUCCAAGGCCGGAAUGGUCAUCAAACAUUUCCCUCCUCCCAAGCAUGCGUCCCGCCUCAGUUGGUGUGACCAGCUGACUAAUGCUGAUCUAAAUCACCACACGCCCACCACUUCUCCUGCCAAAAGGUCCAUUCUUCACCAGCGUCCACAGAGUUUUAUUUUCCCAUAUGUUGAAGAUGAGCCAUCCCCAAUUGUGAUAACACGUGUAAGACGAAGCAAGUCGUCAAGGAGGAAGGAAUGGCCAUGGUAACAAUGUAAAUCAAGGUCGCAUCAGGAGGUCAAGGUCACCGUUUUACAUUCAGAAAUACCUAGAGCUGGGAUUUCAGGUUCUUAAAGUCGAAGAAAAGGAUGAUCAUGUACCAGAACAAGCACCUGUACACGCGACACACUAAACUUGGCAGAACGGCUCAGUAACUGGUCAAUGAUUUGGUACUCCUUCUACACAUGUUUUGUGAUUUCGCUGUAAAUGAAGGAGUCCAUUUCUGGAUCUGGUGCUUUUAGCAAGUCUUUUGGCUGAAAUCUGCUCUUGUAAUGAGAAAAGUCAAUCAUUAAGAAAGAUAGGCGAGACCUCAUUCUUCGUAUUUACAUAUCAGUUACAAAAUACUGAAAUGCUAGCAGAGCUCAAUCCACCAUGACCUUUGACCUCAGACCUAUUUGGUUGGUGAGGGUAACUGGGGACAUAUUGUGCAGUAUUACUACUACCCGUCGAGCUUACAUCAUCGAGCUGGCUUUAUUAAGUUAUGUUUUUGUUAACAAAUGUCACGAAUCUCUCAGUGCUGUGUUGUUAUAUUUAUUUAUUGAAAUGAUGGGACCGGAUGGCAUCCCAUGUUUGUUGAUGUAAAACAUUAAAAAAAAAACUGUUAUUCAUGUUGUUGCCAGUUUUCUGGUAUUGUUGUAAGGGUUAACUGGACUGGGGACAGUUAGUGGCGGCCGAGCUUGCUCGGUACUGGUAUUCCCAUUUCAUAGUAUUUUGUAAUGUUUACAUUACACAACAUAUAGAAAUGUACAUUAAAAGGUAGUUUAGAUGUUUUAUGUUUUAUUGUCGUUUUAUCAGCAGUCAGAUAUCAUAAUUUUGUCUUUUCCUUUAGUACAUGUGUGUACUGAAACUCGGUUACUGUCCGAAAUCAAACUUAUUUUCAAUAUUUAAGUAAAUAAGGAUCUACCUGAAACAUUGCCUUAACCUCAAGCUAUAAAUAAAGGUUAUUUGACCUGGCCAGUAUGGUACAUUUAAAUAUAUGUUUGGGGACGUCAAGUUUUCUCACUGACACUGAAAACAUCUUUUCAUACUAGUGUGUCCUUUAGUGUUUUACAAUUUGUAAGAUAUGUUUCAUGUGUGUGUUGUUUACACAGAGUUCUAACCUAUCUGUAUAAGGUGCACAUGUUUUCUAGUAAAUAUACAGGACUGUUUAAGUCACACAUUUUCUAGAAAUACACAGGACUGAGUUUGGGUAUCUUUUCAUUAUCAAAAUUAAAAAAAACAUCAGUCUCAAUAAUUUUCAUUCCAGAUUACAACAAAAAAUAAUUUGGUAUUAAUUUUUCAUAUCACAUAUCAAUAUUAUCAUAUCUUGAUUCAUUUGCAUUCCUUAAUAAAUACUCAUGGAAAAUCCUGUUCUUAAAUAACGUUUGUAUAUUGAAUGUAAUAAACUUGCCAAGAAUUGCAAUACUAUAUAUUUUUGUACACGAAACAUUGCCGCUACUGAUCUCGUAUAAAAUACACAUCACUUUGGUGUCAUACCAACGGCCUUGUCUCACCGAUCAACAGUAUUGUAAACGUGAUAGUGAUCUUUUGUUUAGGGCGUCUACAGUGUUUCUUUUUUUAGUUUUUACAGUUUUACUUAAUAUUUCUUUUUUAAUAUUUUAUGUUCAUAUUGAUUAAAGAUCAAUAAAAUGUGAAUCAAAAUAUUUCUACUAGUCAAUCAUCUGCUUGUUUUAUUCUGCUUCAUCAACAUUUUCAUUAUACAUUUAUAACAGGUGCAAUGCAAUUAAAUAAAAAGCUGUGUAAAAAUCAUUAAAAUAUGUAAGCUUUUGUAGUACUUCGUUAAUAAGUACUUUACAUACCAUAUUUAUCUGGCAAUAAGCCCAUGUCAUGUAACCAGCACAUCCAAAUCUAUUGCAGUUCAGUAGAAAUGCUAAUAAUUGCUAUUUCAUUGUCCUGUUAUAAGCCCACAACCUACUUUGAGUAUGUGUUGCCCCCUGGGCUAAUUGCAGGAUAUAUAUGGUAAAAGUAUAAAGUUCAUGAUGUAUUUGUGUAGAAGUUCUGUACUCAUUAGUGCAAUUCAUCUAGAUUAUCUUCACAUUCAAAAGGAAUGUUAUCAUAUCAGUUAUCAAAUGUACCACAAUCAAAUAAAUGGUCGAUUAUCAGAACAUUGUCCUAGUAGUAUAGAAGUCUUGUGUGAGUGGCUUAUAUCUGCAAGUGUUGUGGAAUAUAGCCAGGCUGGUUUGCGUUUCUAUUUUUAUUAUGACUUUAGUCAUAAAGGGACUUUUAAUAAAUCAGUAUAUAUGGUUUGUAAUUUUAAAAUUGAACAAAUGUAAAAUGAUUAUUGAAUAAUCUUUCAAAAGUAUUUAAAUUGUGUCACUGAUCUGAAUCGUCAACGAAAGCUGGAUUUUUUUAAUUUAUAAAUGUUUUCUACAAGUUAAUAUCGGAAUUUCCUAAAUCAAUACUUUGCCGGUUUUCUAUUUAUUGAUGGACUCUACUCAAAAUCCAUUAUAAGAAUAUAAAAACAAUUUGCCUGUUCCAACUUCAAUUUUUUUUAUAUUAGGUUGGGUAUGAAACUAUUAAGAAGUAGAUAUACUGGCUAUAUAUUUGUCAAUUGGCACUUGAAACCCAGUAGCGAACAAACAUAGCUUAAGAGUUAUAUGAUUACAUACAUAUCAUUAAGAUAUUCAGGUGGAAAAAGUUUUCCUUUUGAAACGAUGUUAAAACUUUUCAUGUAUGUGAAUGCUUUUUCAAAUGUGGAGGAAAUGUAAAAGAGUUUGACAAUACCAGUGCUUUUUAGUGCAGGUGUACUUAACUAUUAUCAAGGUCAACUUGUUUUUAGUGCCAGUAAAAGAGGAGGGUGCUUAUUACAGCAAAUAAUAUUUAUUGACAUCAAAGUUGUAUUAUAAUGUCCUGAAUUUUCUUCUCCACCUAAAUGAAUACUGUCCUAAAAAAUGCAUAUUAAAUAAUCACAGACCAUCUACUAGAAUAUAUUUUAUUCUGCAUCUCUAUAUUUUUAGGUAAGGUUUUGAAAAAUACGAUUUGCUUGAAGGAUGUUUUUUAUUGAAGAAAAAACUUCAAAUGUAUAUUUUAACUCUUUUUGAUAUUCUUCAUUCAAUGUUAAAAUAUCAGUUCAUUUCAAUAUCCUGACACUUCAGUUUUUGUAUGUUAAGAUGGAAAUACAACAUAGAAUUUGAUCAGUGAAGGAAUCAGUAAAGGAAAUUUCAGAUUAAAAAUUAAAAUGAAUUUCCUAUUAAUCAAGAAUUAAAGGAUUGUGGGUUCAGUAUAGCAAUAGAAAGUGAAAUGCAUGCAGUAUGAUUAUUUUUGUUUUAUUUGUUGUUUUCUUAGCUUGUUAUUCUUACUAUUGAACAAGGUUGUACGAACUUUUAUUUAAAAGUGUGUAAUUAAAUAAAAGGAAUAUUUUUGAUGAAAAUGUUAUAUUAAUAAUAAUGCAUGUUUCGUUUAUUAUUGAGUAGAAGUCCAACCUCUCUUUUUCUGUUGUCCGUCUACAGAAACCAGCACCAAGUAAUUAACUCAAGUACCCAUAUAUAUUUUUCAAUGCCAGAUAGGACUUGGGUAAUCUUGAUGAAAGCAGAUUUUGUAGCAUAGCAUGUACAUACAUCCUGUAAUGAUUUAAAAUCAGGAUGUGAAUCUUGCAAACAGGGGCCAUAUAGUUAGCAUAGACAAUCGCAUACAUACUUUACAACAGUUUAUGAGGGGAUCGGAUAAAUCAUGGUUUUUCAUAGACCCUCAUUUUUGUUACACUGCCUAUGAACCGAGAGAUCUAAUUUUGUCAUGUUUUUUGUGUGAAAUAUAGGAAUUAAAGAGAUAUCCAUGAAAAAUUACAAAAUUUAGAGCAUUAGUAAUCUACAUCUACAAAACGUACAAAAUUGUACUUGGGUUAAAAAUUUGAAUUUGUACAAAAAGGGAUUAAAUUAUCAUAAAGUUACAAACAAAUUGUUUUUCUUGUCCGGUCAGCAUGGGACUUUUGAAAUACAUACAGGACAAUCUUGGAGAGCGUCUCGUGGAUUCUAAUUUCCUUGGCAAUUUUUGUAUGAAUAAUGUAUCAAAUGCAGAGAUCCCAGUCAAAAUAUGUUCACAAGUGUGGCUGGAUGUAGCAAGAUUAUCAAUUUGAGCAAAGAACUUAAUUAUAUCAAAAGAAUUAUUUAGAAUGAAUUAAGUUUCGAUUCCUAAUGGUAUAAAUUGUUUAUAUUUUUGUGGUUGAAACCUGUUUUCAUUCAUAGUUGAAUUACAUUGUGUUACUAUAAUAGUCUUAUAUAAAACCCUUCCUUUGAUAGUGUGUAAAUAUAUUGAGAAGGUGUAGUUUUGAAAAUGCAUGAAUUGGUGUGUCAAAGAUCAUGUUUAUAUUAUUGAUCGGUGUGGCCAAUGGGAAUGAAUAAUUUAUUUUUGUAUGAAGGUAAGAAGACAAUUGGUGUAUACAGGUGUAUUGUGGAAUGCUGCUGAACAUUGUAUAAUUGCUGAUGGUUGAUAUAAGCAAAUUGCUAACUACAAAUUGCUCAUUGCAUUCAGUAGGAUGAAGGGGAGACAGAAAGCUUGGGACGCAUUCGCGUAUCCUGGUUGAAUUAUAUAACGUUCCUUAAAAUACGCAAGUGUAUUGACCUUGUUUUAUGAAGAAAUAAUGCAAACUAGUGACAGCCAACAUUUAAUUUUCGUUCAGGCACGUCUGGACCGCUCAAUAUACAUGUGCCAAAUAUUCCUGAGAUCAGCCUCAGUUCAGAUCUUAGCCUUUCAUUUUCUUUCAUGUUCGACCGUUUCAACUGGAUAUGCGAUAGGGGCCUAGCUAAAGGUUUUGUAAGAUGUUUUUUUAGUUCACAUCCAGUGAUUUUCUCUUGUUUGAUAACACUGCUAUGUCCUUGACAGUUUCUCUCGAGUAGCAGUGUGCUGUUUCUCUGUGGAGAUCCAUGUUCCUUAUUGAACCUUAUUGCAAGUUUUAAUGCAAUUUCCUUCCCUGUUAGUACCGAGGUCAUUUGGAGAUGAUAUAGUGGUGCUUUAUAUAGAAUAAAUAUUUGUAACAGAUUGAAAAAAAA